AUGGCAUCUAAGCGAGCAGAUUUACAGCGACAGAUCGAGGACCUGCAAGCUAGAGCCGAGUCGAUGGCGAAAGAAACCGCAAAUCUCGAAGCGACCGUAGAGGAGGGCUUAGAAGAAUACAAUACCAGGAACGCCAUUUAUGCCCAAUACAAAUACCACACACAGCAACAGCUGCACAAGUUCAGCUGCGAUAUCGCCGAUUCAACCUUGACGAUCGAACGUAUGAGGGAUCCCGAGAGAAAAGCGAUUUCGACAGCUCAGCUUGCGAAAUUCAAAGCCGAGUAUGCUAGUGCAUAUGCCAAAAUAAUGGAGGGCGACAACAGGGCCGAGGAAGCCAUGCGCGAUCAUCUUCGUAGUCUGAAAAAAGCAAGGAAGAGCUUGGUUGGCGGACGAGCGACUGAGCAAAGCCUGCGGUUCAGAGUUAAAGAAUUGAAGGAGGAGCAACAAUCCUUAGACAGGAAAAGUCUGAGCUGGCUGGGUCGGAUUCGGAGAAGACUGAAGAACCCCCUAAAGAAAAGAGGUAAAUAG
Messenger RNA from Aspergillus puulaauensis, 528 nucleotides. RefSeq lists its product as uncharacterized. The transcript has 2 exons. Bases 1 to 528 code for a protein of 175 amino acids. Lineage: Eukaryota; Fungi; Ascomycota; Eurotiomycetes; Eurotiales; Aspergillaceae. The record is from RefSeq and is a predicted model, not a curated record.